AGGUCAAAUCAAUGUUAUUGUUUAACAUCGAGAGAAAAAAAUUGCCAAACGUUCGAAAUCAAAAAGACAAUACCGAUAAUGAAUGGAAGUGAUGAAUCUGACGGGGACAGGUUACAAGGAGCGGCCCUUAUUGUCGACGAUGGCGGGUUGGAUGAUUUCGAUUUGGAUAUCCCACCCACUACUGGAAAUGAAUACCUACGCCGAGUUCGGAGAGAAGCCAAUGAUUGUCCAAAAGUUGUAGUAGCUGAUAUAGAUACUAGUAUUUUUACAAAGAAACAGACGGUCAAUGUCAGACAUGAUACAAGAGGCUGUCACCCUGCUCCUAAAGGUUUUGCACCAGACUUAGAGUGGCAAAGAACACAAAUAGCUGAUUUUGCAGAGUUCAGACAAAGUUAUGCUAGGCAGAAAGCAUUACGAAAAAAGAAUAAAUCUUUGAAAAUUGAAAAUGUGCCAUUAGCAAAUGAUGUUGAAGGUUGGUGUCGUCUUUGUUUUGGACGUUUACAACCACCAGGAUCUGUUCCACAUGAGAUCAAAGAAAAUGAAAGUGAGAAUGGCACAGAUAGACAAGGCACUUUACCUUUACUCAGUAUAAUGAUGGCCAUGGACCAGCCUGCUGUUAUUAAAGUAUUAGAAUAUCACAUUAACUGGUUUGAGGCUACAGGAUUUUCAGACAAACAGGGAAGUUGGUUUUAUUCUUUGUUGGUUUGUUUGGAGAAACCACUUUCCCCAGAAGCUUGUUCAACUCUAAGAACUUUAGCCAGAUCUUGUUCCAAUCUGAGAGCUUCACUUGAAAAUUCAGAUGAUCCAAGACUAUCACCAUUGAACCUAUUUAUAUGCAUUGUGGCUAGAUAUUUUGACCAAAUUGAUUUAGCUGAUUCAGGAACCUGAAGAAUUCUAUAAAUUUUGAUCAGAAAUUUGAUAGAUCCAUGGUCAAGCUGUACAAGGGAAAAGAAUACAGAAAGUUGAUCAUCAUAUAAACUGUGGUAUUUCUUCAUCAAAGGCGAAUAAAUAAAUGAUUUUUCUAAUAAAGUACAUAAUGAACUAGA
This is a messenger RNA of Mytilus trossulus (common blue mussel), 1046 nucleotides long. RefSeq names its product gem-associated protein 2-like. Bases 79 to 888 code for a protein of 269 amino acids. The record is from RefSeq and is a predicted model, not a curated record. Gene Ontology annotation, cellular component: nucleus; SMN complex; spliceosomal complex. Lineage: Eukaryota; Metazoa; Mollusca; Bivalvia; Mytilida; Mytilidae. The transcript has 8 exons. Gene Ontology annotation, biological process: spliceosomal snRNP assembly; spliceosomal complex assembly.